Molecule: messenger RNA, 2697 nt
Organism: Seminavis robusta
Lineage: Eukaryota; Bacillariophyta; Bacillariophyceae; Naviculales; Naviculaceae
Source: the annotation of a GenBank genome assembly
AUGAUUCCUUCGCUACCGUCCCGUCGACCCUCGAGCGGUAGGGUGUUAAUCUGGGGUUUGUGUUGUGCCUUGUUGUCAGGACAUUGCCAGGGAGACAUUGGUCAAGAUGGAAGGAUAUCUCUGUUGGUCGCAGUGCCAUUGACCCAAAACAACGAACAUGUGGACCCUGGUUGGAUGCACAUGGCCUCGGCCGUCCUGGCCAUGGAUCAUUUCAACACACGGAAUUCCAGCGUGGUACCCGAACUAAGACAGUACCGAGACUGUCCCAUUCAAUUCGACCCCCAUAAUAUCACCGUCAUGGACACGGGCACCAACAGCCACUUGGCCAUGGAGCAUCUGACACGCCUGGUGCGUCAGGGCUACGUUCCCGACGCCAUUGCCGGACCCUACAAUGAUUUGCCCGCCUUGGAACUCUCCAGCUUCGCCACGGGUCUCAAGGUACCCAUUGUCUCGCAUCGUGCCAGCAAUUACAAUCUCGUUCGUCCGGUACAGCAUCCCUAUUUUACACAACUCAAUCCCGAUCUCUACGGACAAAUGGCAUUUUUGGGGCGAUAUCUGGUGGCGUUGGAGAAUCGCUCCAAUUACAUUGCCGUCGUGCACGGCCUCGACGAUGCCACGUUGCAACGAGUGGAAAUUUUAAAAGGUGUCCUGUGGGCACAAUAUGGCAUUGACACGGUCCGGACAUUUUCCUAUCUGAGUCCGGCCACACCCAUGGAAGGAUCCUUGAACCGGGACAUUGCCACGGCACUGCAGGGUGUGAACGACAGUGGAUACCGUACCAUUAUUUGGAUGACGGCUCAUACCGAUGCCGACGUCGUGGAAAUGGGAACGGCCGCCGGCAAUUUGGGGUUGGAUCAGGGACACCAUUUGUGGGUCGUCCCGGGGGGCGUCGAAAUUACCUACUUUAUCUACAACGUUCUCUACCGAGCCGCCAAGGAGGCUGGAACGGAAGAAUCGUGGUGGAAAUUCUUGCAAGGAGCGGCCUAUUUGCGUCUCGUGGAUCGAUUUCAGGCCCUCGCCGCAAGUGGCGACGAUGCCUUCAAUCAAACCUUGCAUUCGCAGAAUGCGUCCUUUGUCCAACGAUUGAGAGAACUCAAUCCAAUUCCCAAUUACUUUGACAAAGUGUGGGAUCCACAAGUCAUGCAAUCCACCUUUCCACCCGAUGACAUCUUUCAACAAAUUACGUAUCCACUGCCGGGAAGUUCCUUCAUGUACGAUGCUGUCAUGGCCAUUGGAAUUGGGGCUUGCAACGCUGCCGCGUUGGUAUCAUCCGUGACAAACAAUGACACGACGACGAUAACCACCACCAGUAUUACUGGGGAUGCCUUGUUGGAAGGAAUCCAAUCCGCACACUUUACCGGUGCUUCCGGGGAAGUUCGAUUUCACAAUCUACAAGGCAAUCCUGGGUCGCGGAAUGGAAGCACCGUCUACUAUGGUAUCUCCAAUCUGCUGCCGUUUGGAAUUGACGUCAAUGAUACCAGUCAAUUGGCAGAAGAAUCAGCGUUCUAUCAUCCCGAUACCCGCGAGUUUGUGCACGUGAACCCCUUUUAUUACGCGGACGGAACCACCCAUCCACCACUGCCGCUGAGAAACACACCCGAUCAAAACUACCUGAGCCGAGGAAUACGAGCCGUCGGGCUUACUUUGUUUGGAAUUGCCACGGGAGCUGUCUUUGUGUCGGUGGUGUUCAUUACGGUCUAUCGCAAACACAGAAUCAUUGUCGCGUCCCAACCACCACUGCUCUACCUCUUGUGCUUGGGAUCGGCUGUACUCUCGUUGGACAUUCUUUUGUCCUCCUUUGAUGAGAGUUAUGGUUGGACGGAUGACAUGUUGGAUAAGGCAUGCUUGGCCAUUCCCUGGAUGGAUACCAUGGGCCAUUUGAUGGUCUAUUGUGCCCUCUUUACAAAGUUGUGGAGAGUCCAGAGAGUCCUUCAAUUCAAACGAAGGCAAAUCAAAGUCAGUCAAGUUAUGUGGCCUGCAGCCGUACUCAUUCUUGCGGCGAUCAUUAUCCUGGCCGUAUGGUCUGCUACUGGCGAUCACGGUUGGGAACGAACAAUCAUCGACCCCACAACAGGAGAAUCCAUCGGGAGUUGCCACAUGGGGCAAAUUGCAAUGUUUGUCAUUCCCUUGACGAUUGUCAAUUUCAUUCCAACGCUGCUUACCCUCGUCAUGGCGUGGAAGACCCACGACGUAGAUGAUUUGUAUUCAGAGUCCAAAUGGAUCUUUCCGUUGAUUCUGGUCCAGUUUCAAGUUAUCCUCGUUGGAGCUCCCGUAAUGGUGCUUCUGCAUAAUUUAUCCACGGAUGGGUAUUUCAUCGGUUCUGCCCUCAUGACAUUUACUUUUCCCAUUACCAACAUGGGCCUAAUUUGUCUUCCCAAAAUGGUGGCGGUCAUCAACGACGGCAAGUCCAGAGACUCCGUUGUGUCUAGAGGUAGCCGUGCCAACGGCAGAGUAUCGGGGUUAUCCUACAACAAUGACACAAACUACAACAUAAACGCGACAACGAACUAUGAAGUAUCGGUAGCGGAUCCUACAAAUCGGUCAUCGAAUCCCAGCGCAUGCCUUCCGAGUACUGUGGACGAUCCUGGCGCAUGGAUAAAUACAUCAGCUGACAACACUCCGCAAAGUGCACCACCGAAUGCGGCCGUACCAGUACCCUUGCCGGACACAAAGAUGCAAAUUGUCACAAUGCAUUAA